Molecule: messenger RNA, 5835 nt
Organism: Marmota monax (woodchuck)
Lineage: Eukaryota; Metazoa; Chordata; Mammalia; Rodentia; Sciuridae
Gene: Slc5a9
Product: solute carrier family 5 member 9
Exons: 15
Coding region: 153-2186 (677 amino acids)
Biological process (GO): transmembrane transport
Cellular component (GO): plasma membrane
Molecular function (GO): D-glucose:sodium symporter activity
Source: RefSeq, a predicted model, not a curated record
UCCUUGGAGCUGAGACUGAGAGGUUUGGUACAGUUCAGGUUGUGCCGACAGGGGUCAGUCAGGUCUGGCAGGGGAAAGGAAUUAAUCCAGGAGCGCCUCAAAGUCCAGCCAGCUGGGGACUGAUUGUAGCAGACGAGCAAGAGCUGGCAGCAAUGGGGCCCGGAGCUUCAGGGAACCUGCUCAGGACGGAGAGAGCUCCACGCUCAGCACUGGGCCCUGAAGUUAGUCUGCAUGCCUACGACAUUGGGGUGGUGGUCACCUACUUUGUCUUCGUCACUGCUGUGGGGAUCUGGUCGUCCAUCCGUGCAAGCCGAGGGACCAUUGGGGGCUACUUCCUGGCGGGAAGAUCCAUGAGCUGGUGGCCGAUCGGAGCAUCUCUGAUGUCCAGCAAUGUGGGAAGCGGCUUGUUCAUCGGUCUGGCCGGGACAGGGGCUGCUGGAGGCCUUGCUGUGGGAGGCUUUGAGUGGAAUGCAACCUGCCUGCUCCUGGCCCUCGGCUGGAUCUUUGUCCCCGUGUACAUCGCAGCCGGUGUGGUCACGAUGCCUCAGUACCUGAAGAAAAGGUUCGGGGGCCAGAGAAUCCAGAUUUACAUGUCCGUCUUGUCUCUCAUCCUCUACAUCUUCACCAAGAUAUCGACUGACAUCUUCUCUGGAGCCCUCUUCAUCCAGAUUGCCAUGGGUUGGAACCUCUAUCUCUCCACGGUGAUUCUGCUGGUGGUGACAGCUGUCUACACCAUUGCAGGGGGCCUCACAGCAGUGAUCUACACGGAUGCUCUGCAGACAGUGAUCAUGGUUGGGGGAGCCCUGGCCCUUAUGUUUCUGGGUUUUCAGGAGGUGGGCUGGUACCCAGGCCUACAGCAGCGGUACAUGGAGGCCAUCCCCAAUGUCACAGUUCCCAAUACCACCUGUCACCUCCCAAGGCCCGAUGCCUUCCACAUGCUUCGGGACCCUGUGAGUGGAGACAUCCCAUGGCCAGGUCUCAUUUUUGGGCUCACAGUGCUGGCCACCUGGUGUUGGUGCACAGACCAGGUCAUUGUGCAGAGGUCUCUAUCUGCCAAGAAUCUGUCCCAUGCCAAGGGAGGCUCCGUGCUGGGGGGCUACCUGAAGAUCCUCCCUAUGUUCUUCAUUGUCAUGCCUGGCAUGAUCAGCCGGGCCCUGUACCCAGAUGAGGUGGGCUGCGUGGACCCUGACGUCUGCCAAAGAGUCUGUGGGGCCCGAGUCGGAUGUUCCAAUAUCGCCUACCCCAAGCUGGUCAUGGGUCUCAUGCCCAUUGGUCUGCGGGGCCUGAUGAUUGCCGUGAUCAUGGCGGCCCUCAUGAGCUCGCUCACCUCCAUCUUCAACAGCAGCAGCACCCUGUUCACCAUCGACGUGUGGCAGCGCUUCCGUAGGAAGGCAACCGAGCAGGAGCUGAUGGUGGUGGGCAGGCUGUUUGUGGUGUUCCUGGUUGUCAUCAGCAUCCUCUGGAUCCCCAUCAUCCAGAGCUCCAACAGUGGGCAGCUCUUUGACUACAUCCAGGCUGUUACCAGCUACCUGGCUCCACCCAUCACUGCUCUCUUCCUGCUGGCCAUCUUCUGCAAGAGGGUCACAGAGCCUGGAGCCUUCUGGGGCCUCAUGUUUGGCCUGGGAAUGGGGCUUCUGCGCAUGAUCCUGGAGUUCUCAUAUCCAGCCCCAGGCUGUGGUGAGGUGGACAGGAGGCCAGCCGUGCUGAAGGACUUCCACUACCUGUACUUUGCCCUUCUUCUCUGUGGACUCACUGCCAUUGUUAUUGUCACCAUCAGCCUCUGUACAACCCCCAUCCCUGAGGAAAAGCUUGUUCGUCUGACCUGGUGGACAAGGAAUUGCACCCGCCCUGAGCUGGAGAAGGAGGCCUGUGAGAAUGAGGAGAGCGCACCAGGGCUGGCAGAGGGGGCACCUGGGGAGUGUCCUGCAGGAGGCGGAGCAGCAGGGGACCUGAUGGAGGAAUUGGAGCAGGUUGGAGCCCCACACAGGUCCUGGGGAAAGCUGCUCUGGAGCUGGUUCUGUGGGCUCUCCAGGGUCCCUGAGCAAGCUCUGAGCCCAGCAGACAAGGCUGCACUAGAGCAGAAACUGACCAGCAUUGAGGAGGAGCCAUUGUGGAGAAGCGUCUGCAACAUCAACGCCAUCCUCCUACUGUCCAUCAACAUCUUCCUCUGGGGUUAUUUUGCAUAACUUCACAGACCUGGCUUUGGCCAAGACAGAUUCAACACAGAGACAGGCUCUCCUCUCACCUGCUGUCAAACUGGAGGCCAUAGAGCUGAAGCCACAGGAACCCCUGAAGAGCAUCUAAUCCAACCAUACUUGGCAAGUGGGAAACAGAGGCCCAGAGAGAACACUGGGUUUGCCCAGGGCCAGAUAGGAUUCAGGGCAUUUCUGGACUCUUGCUCUCUUUCCAUUACACCGUCUUACAUUCCUACCUCAAAAUCAACAUUUCCACCCUCUUGUUGAGUCUACUCUGGAAUCUUCUGUGAGUCUUGAGGUUAGAAAAGUGGAAAAUACAAGUGGUGUACUAGCAACAAAUUUGCAAAAAGUCAAGUGUCCCUUCACCGUACUUUUUUCUUUUCCCCGUCUAGAGCCCCUAUGUCUCUGUCUAUUCUCAACCCCUGGUAAUCUAUUUGAAACCUGAGUCUACUGAGAAGGGCUUUAUAUUUCCAUUGGUGGCUCCACAGUUGUGGCCGUCAGAUCCAAAGGAGUGAGGGGUGAGGGUGGAAUUUAAACAUGACGACAGAUGGCUCUGGAACAGGGAGCUCUUGGAGAAGGGACCCGUCUUGGCAUUAUCACAAUUCGUCUCACUCCUACACUCAAACCUAACCCUGCACAGUUUCCAUGGCUGCUUCAGAGAACUUAAAGUCCAGUUGGAGGCAGGUGAUGUAUUGAAAGCAAGGAGAAUCAAGAGAUGCUGCUCUGCAUCUCGAGGUAGCCCACAGGGGCAGCACACAGCCCGGAAGCCACCAUCUGUGAGCCUCUGUCCCUCUCCCUUUGCCUGUCUAGCCUGGAAAAUACCUGACUUGCUUAAGUGCCCCUUCUCCAGGAAACUGCCCUAACACCCCAGUCAAGAUUGCCCUCCUACUGUCACAACCCCUGGACCUGCUUCUAUCUGGGAACUGGUCACACUGAUUGGUGAUGUCUCCCUCCUUGAUGGUGCACUCCAAGGACAGGGGCCAAUGGCUAUGCCCAAAGUGACUUUGUACCCAGAAUAACAGGUGCCAAUAAAUGCUUAUGGACCUAAUAAAUCCUCCAAGGUCUGGUGGGUUUUGUGCUGUCACUGGCUAGGCAGAGACUUGGGGAGUCAACAGGUUGGGAGGCAUCUACUUAAAGAGGAACCCAAACAACCGAGUGUCAGAUGGCGAGAAUGAGAUUGCUGCCCCUGCCACUGACAGUAUCCAGAUGAGAAGAACCCACCUUCCCCCCGUGCAGGGGCUGCGCCACUCUCCUCUGAUCCUCUUCAGUGCUGCCUUUGAUCAUCACUGCACACCAAUCUCUGAUCAUGCCAGAUACAAAUACAAUCCUGUGUCUCCGAGGUGCAGACAUAGCCAAGUCUGUGACUACCUCUUGUAAUUACUGCCUCCAAAUUUUGGCUCCCAACCUUUGGACCUCUUAUGAGACAUGAGGUUUCUUCUCAGAUAUCUGAUCGCUGUUCCUCACUGACCCUGAGAACUCAGCUUUUCCCUGAUUUCCCCCAAAACCAUUCAAGCAAGUCAUUUGUGGACAACAGCUUAUACUGAAGGUUUGCGUGGGGAAGGUCUAUAGACCACAAAAGCACAAUCUAAAAUUGAACGUGGACCAUCCAAUUUUAAACAUUCCUUAGCAGCCCCCUAGGAUUCCUCAGAGAUCUCCUCCACCUCUUCUCCAAUCUCCUGCUGCAGGAGGGUUCUCAGUCCUCUCUGUCCCUGUCCCUGCAAUUCUCUCAUGUCUCCCCCUCCUUCUGUUUCUGGUUCUCCUCCUUUAUUAUGCAGAGCCUCUGCUGGACUCCAGACCCACCUCAUCUGACUCACAGAUCCACAGGCACGCUGUUGAAUGCACAGAACUGAAGGAAGGACAGCUGUCCCUGUGCCUGGUUAAUUCCUACUAGUGCCUCACAUUUCAGCUCAAAAGUUACAUCCUAAGAGAAGCCACAUGUUAUGGUAUAGAUAUGAAGCAUCCCUCAAAGAUGCAGGUGUGGAAGGCUUGGUCUCCAGUGUGGUGUGUUUAGAGCUUUGGGAAUUGAAUGAUGGGAUCAAUGAGUGGGGAGUGGCUGGUGCAGGGACUGGAAGGUAAGCUGGCGCCAGCUAAACCUUAUCAUCUCUUCCCUGCUCAUUUCAGCACCCCUGGACUUUUACAUUUUUUCCUAGUUUUCCUUUUCCAAUCCAUCCUAUCCAGCUAAUAAAACCCCACAUUUCAUGGAAAGGGAAAACUGAAGCCUUCUGGGAGGAAUGGGACUUCUUAAGGUCAUACAGAGAGUCAGCAACAAUUGCCCAGGCCUUUCAAGAUGAAAGGUGUUUCACAGGUGGCAUGCGAGCCAGGUGUGACAUUGGAGAGGCUGGAGAGAGCAGACAUUUGAAGCACUUAUUCAUCACCAGGCCUGGGUUUGGCCUACCAUGGCAUACAACUCUUGCAACAAUUUUUAUCUUCAUAAAUGUGUCUAUUAUGUUCUCACUAUUUAGAGGGGCUUCCCAGUUCUUGUCCAGCCUUCCUUCACCUAUCCAACAUCAUUUUUCAUGUAGCUCCUUUUCCCUGGAACAUUCACGCCUGACCUCCUACCCCACGCCAUCUAUCUCCUAGGACAGGAAUCAUUCUUCCAACAGACCUUUCCUGAGGUCUCCCAGCUAUCCAGUUUGCUUUGUGUCCUUCCUCUGAGUCUCACAGGCUCCCCUCUAUUUCUUUCCACCAUAGUAAGUCUCGUGUUCGUGUUAUAUUUUUCUCCGUGCCAUGGACUGGUGCUCUUCCUAGGGAGUCAGUGUGUUCACCCAGGGACUGCAUGAUGUGAGGGCAUUUAGGAAGUGCUCAGGAAAUGUCCAGUGAAUGAGUGGAUUCAUAAAUGUUAACUUUACUCCAUAAUAUUUUGACUCUUUUAAUUCCUAACCAUAACCAAGAAUAAAUGAUGAACAGUAUCUCUAUAGACUAGAGUUACAAGGCCCUCCCGGGUCUGAGGUCCCAUUAAAUUCCUAUCACUCCUAGAGGAGGUAGGCAAGUGUCUCACCUUUUGUAGAGAGGCCAGUCUCAUCCACACCUGACCUGAAGGACAACACAAAGUAAAGGAAAAACAAGGCAUCCUCUUCUGCUUUGGAGUUCCAAGCCCUGGGUCUCCACAUUAGAAUGCCUUUAGAGGGAUUUGAGGAGCAUCUGGAGGCAAUGUCACCCAUUUGUGCCUCAGUUGCCCCAAUCUCCAAUGCAGCACAUCAGCCUCAUUGACUCUGGUGCUCCCAUGGCCCUUUUCCAACACUGCCACCUUUAACACGCUCUCUCUCCUUCCAUCGGGGUGCUGUUCUCAGGCUGAUGUCUCAGUAUCUACCUGCUCAGGGAUAAGGCCUGUUCAAUGUGCACUUCAGCAGUCCUUGGCCCUCUGUGGUGGUGAGGGCAGUGACUUGAUUGCAGGAUGAUGCCAGUUACCUUACCAAGCCACUUGAAAGGAACUGCCUUUCCAUUGGACCAGUUGGCAGUCACCACAGAGUUAUAUCACCUCUUUUCAACCUUUCAGGGUCCCCACCCCAGUUCACGACCCUGCAUGAGGCAGGAACCAAAGACUUGUAUUCUAAUUUGAAUUCUUAAUUUUGCUACUACAUGCUUUGUAACCCCUUCCCAUACCUCAGUUUCUUCAACCUUAAUAAAGGGGUGGGAUGCA